This is a messenger RNA of Gossypium raimondii (Peruvian cotton), 2424 nucleotides long. RefSeq lists its product as uncharacterized. The record is from RefSeq and is a predicted model, not a curated record. Bases 285 to 2036 code for a protein of 583 amino acids. Lineage: Eukaryota; Viridiplantae; Streptophyta; Magnoliopsida; Malvales; Malvaceae. The transcript is spliced from 6 exons.
CUAACCUAAUUUCUCUCUCCCCCUCCAUCUCCCACCCGCGCCUCCUUGCUCCUCUUUUUCUCAACCAUAGCUGCUUUGUUGUCUUCCAUUUCCACCGGCUUGUUCGCCGCCGGAGCCUCCUUAUUUCUCUCCCGUGUUAGGUCACCGCCUCCGGCCAACGACUGUCGUGAUACAACUCCUUUGGUAGAUGGGACUGGCAUUUUUAUUGCUUUGAAGUUGGCUUCAUAGAGGAAGAUUCCUUAUGCUGAACUUUAAAGGCAUGUAGUCAGCUGCCCAGAUGUCAGAUGGAAGAAUUGUCUCAGCUGCAUGACCACAGGGGCAACGGUUGCCCCUUACCAAAUCCGGGUCACGAUGAUGUUAACACACCAAGAAAAGCUGGAAAAAUGCUGAGUAAUAGUAGUGGAUAUUCUAAGAAAGCACGUUUUAGUCAACUAGAAGACACUAUCAUUUCAACUGGAGUUGAUGACAUAAAGGACAUAAAUGAUAAGCUAGGGUGUUAUACUACAAAAUCUAACUUUCCAGAUAAAACACAAAUGUCGAGACAAAAGAACAGCUUUAGUGGCAAGCGAGGUGACAGGAAAAAUUUCAAAGUCCCUAUGAAGCCGAAAUUUGAUUCUUUCUCCAAGAAGGCAGGUUUUGCGAGCUUUACUAUGGCCUCCGGAGGAAACAACUUCCUUGGAUUAUAUGGUCUGAAGUCUGAUGAUAUUCAUGAUGUCACCGAGCUUGUUGAGGAUUUAUCAUUAAAUGAACUCCUUGAUGGCAUAUAUGAGCAUCCCAUUUUAGGCAUCGAGAAGGGUAGGAAAGCAACUAACACAACUGAAAAUUUUGUACAUUCUGUUAAAAAGGUGUUCUCCGUUCUUCCACUUCGAAGGGUUCAGUCCCAAAACGUUACAGAUAUGGACAGUUCUUCCCACAAGAAAAUGCCCUUGUGUCCACUGAGCUCUGUUUCUAUUCCAGCAUGUAGUGCUAAUGGUGAUAAAGAAGACACCUAUUCUGUAGACCCAUCACCAUGUGACAAGGAUUCAUCCGGCAAGCCCGAAAUGCCUUCCAGUCCUCCAGAUUUUUUGUUGUGUCAACCGAAAGAUAUUCUGGAGCGCUUGGCAUUGCCUCCACCAAAAGAUCUGGACUCUCUACUUCUAGAUGCGACCAAGCCUUCAUCCACAAGGAAUAAUUCUGACGCUCGUCCAGGCAAGCAAAUACUCCGCCGAGCUAGCUUGCCACCAUUUCCUUGGUCACAUACUAUUAAUGGGUGCAGAACCAAUCCUGAUGCGGUUAAGCUUUUAUCAAAUAAGAGCAUGUGCCAAGGGCGAUGGGUAAAAAUACCAAAUACUUCCAGUUCGCCUGGGACUGCAACUGGAUGUUUUACCAACUUGGAGUCACUUGCCUAUGAUCCAAGCCUAAUCCCUUCACUUCCAAAGUGCAGUAGUUUGGAAGGUGAAAUAGCAUCAUCAUCUUGUAAUCUCCGUUUAUGUGAACAGGGUGCAUCACCUCUUACGACUUAUUCCAAGGCUUUUAAUCUUCCUCAAGUCGGGCACUGUCCAAGAAUAUUGGCUGCAGCUCGAACAUUGUGUGACAUUGCGACUAAACCCUUGAGGCAAAACCCGGAUGGUAUUACAAGGUGGCCGAAGAAGCCUUCACAAAAGGCCAUGAAAGCUCGUAAGACAAAAUCAAUUGAGAAACCGGACGAGAUAUAUGCAACACCCUCUUCUUUAUUGGGAUCUGAAAAACUGGUGAGAUGUGACACGGACCAGUUAAUCCUCUCGAAAAGGCCUAAGCUCUCUGUAGUUGAGAAUAAGAAGGAUCUCAACCACAUAAACGGUGUUAGAAAAGGACCCAUAGCUUGGUCUACUCCUAGAUCAAGUAGAUCAUCGCCUGGCAAAUCAGUAAGUGAAAUACGGCAUACCACUGCCAAUGUAGUAAAGCCACCAUGUACGAAUCUUCCACCUACGGUUUUAGAUAAGCCUUGCAACAGUCAACAUAAGUUGCGGAAACUAAUGUCCGUAGACUGGAAGAGGGGAAGAGAUAGGCUUGAUUAAUGAAAAGUUGUUGUCUUUUUCUUUUUCUCGAUGUCGAAGUUUGCAUUCAACAACUAUUGCAAAAUUUAUCGACCUCUGUACGAGGUUAAACCGGUGUUCCUGGUUUAUUUGUAUAUAUAUCGCGAUGUAGGUGGGAAUGAAAUAGUUGUGCUAUGGCUGGAAAGGGAAAAACAAAAUGUUACAAUAGUAACAUCCAAGUGAUAGUUUGUAGAGAUACUGCAAGGGAAUUCUUUGCCUUGUAUAUUUUAGAGCAAUUGUUGAGGCAAUAGAAAUUUCAGUUUCUCACACUUUAGCUUUUCAUCUUCCAGUAUGUGUUUGAUGGGAGUAUUGUUCCAUUUUUUGAACUUCUAUUUAUUUGAAGGAUCUUAUCCACAUUCAUAUUUACGUA